Molecule: messenger RNA, 543 nt
Organism: Iphiclides podalirius (scarce swallowtail)
Lineage: Eukaryota; Metazoa; Arthropoda; Insecta; Lepidoptera; Papilionidae
Source: the annotation of a GenBank genome assembly
AUGACUCGUGGACCCACCAUUGUCCGAGUUGCGCCAAGUGGGAGUAGUGGGAGAGGAUUAAAGUGCUGCUGCUGUCGAUGCUGCGAAUGCAUCAACCUUGGAUACCUCACAACACAGCAUGGUGUCAUCAAAUUGGCUGAAGCCAUGCUGGGAGGGUUAUGCCAGAGUUUACUGGUAAAGUACGGCAUGUCAGAAGCUAGUACUAUGGGAUCUGCCUUCCAUGGGUUCCUCACGACCGCAUCGGCUUGUCUCCUGACCACGGCUCUACUCAUAGCUUGCUACGUGCUAUCAUCUAAUUCGCAACAGCUUAUACGCCAGUCGAUAUUUGAAUGUGUUUUUAAUUCAGUGGCGUGCUUCAUGUAUUUGUCUGCCUCCUCAUACAUGGGUGUUGCUGUGAACAUAUAUUUGUAUCCAAGAUAUUCCAUAAUCAGUAUGUACUCAGCGUAUCCUGCGAUGACUGCCGUUUAUUACAUUGGUGUGAUAGUCGGUAUUCUUCAUGGAACCGACGCGUACAUAUCUUAUAAGUACCACAAAGGCAUUCGA